Cylicostephanus goldi is the source of this 831-nucleotide messenger RNA. The record is from the annotation of a GenBank genome assembly. Lineage: Eukaryota; Metazoa; Nematoda; Chromadorea; Rhabditida; Strongylidae.
AAUUUUGACCAUAUUCCUUUGGAAGACCAAAUCGUAUGCUUGUUUCCUGGUCAAGGUGCUCAGUAUGUAGGCAUGGGAAGCAAGCUCACCGAUUGUCCCCAAGCAAAAGCCAUUUUUGAUCGUUCUGCAGAAAUUCUUGGAUAUGAUAUCUUAAAGCUGUGUAUAGAGGGGCCAAAGACAAAGCUGGACCAGACCCUUUAUUGCCAACCAGCUGUAUUUGUAUCAUCAGUAGCAACCUUAGAAAAGUAUAAGGCCUCUGACGAAAGUAUAGCUGACCGUAUUACCGAUGUAGCCGGCUUCAGCGUUGGAGAAUUUGCUGCACUUGUUGCUGGAGGAAUUCUUAGUUUUGAUGAUGGCAAGUUGCAGAAUUUCCUGCUGACAAUGAGAUUUUUCACUCAGUCUUUAUCUUCAGCAUUGCGGAUAGUAGAUGCUCGUGCCAAAGCCAUGCACGAAUGCAAUCAACUAAUCAGGAGUGGAAUGAUGACAGUAAGAGUGAAUGCAUCGUCAAGACUCGAACAGGCUAUGGAAGAUGCAAAAAUGGAAUCCAGGGAGAAAGGUGAAAUGGAAGUAUGCGAGAUUGCAAACUACCUCUUCUGCGGAGUUCGUGUCGUUGGUGCUAGUGAAACGUGUAUGCGAUACUUGGAAGAGAACCAGAAGCGAUAUAAUUUCACGGUAAGUUGUUUCCUUCCCAGGUUAUACCUAUCUACGAUUUUGCCGGAAUGCUGCCUUCAAGGUUGGGCGAGGUACCGUGCUUGCUUCGAGUAUACCGUGCAUGUAGCGCUUUGGCUGUCAGUAUUAAAUUAUUCUCCUGCGGUGCCAUUUCAUCAGUGA